Penicillium canescens is the source of this 1215-nucleotide messenger RNA. RefSeq lists its product as uncharacterized. The transcript is spliced from 3 exons. Gene Ontology annotation, biological process: regulation of transcription by RNA polymerase II. NCBI's taxonomy places the organism in Eukaryota, Fungi, Ascomycota, Eurotiomycetes, Eurotiales, Aspergillaceae. The record is from RefSeq and is a predicted model, not a curated record. Gene Ontology annotation, molecular function: chromatin insulator sequence binding. Bases 1 to 1215 code for a protein of 404 amino acids. Gene Ontology annotation, cellular component: chromosome.
AUGGACUUAAAAGACCACAGAACUCCCCCUGCCCCCGGCUCUCUUCCGGGCCAAGCCCAAGAUGGGAACUCGAACGAGCAACUCCAGAGGUCUCUCUCUUAUGCCACGACGAGCACCCAACUCACUCGUGCUCUGAAUGCUUACUAUAAGCAUACUAGCAUACGAUACAACCUAGAAACAGGACUCAACGAAAGUGUCCACAGCUACCAUUCCAUCAAUGUGAUCCUGGACACAACCAGCAACCGGACCAAAAACUAUGGAUGUGCGGUGUGCGAGCGUCAGUUCAGCUCUUUGCUAGCUGUCAACCAGCACAUGGACGUGAAGGGCCACUGGCCCGGGCAGUUACAGCGUCCACAGCCCGCUCCACCUGGCUCUCAAUCUAUGGGCAUUGCGGCCCCAGAACAGUUGUGGCCUGAAGAGGCGUUGCCUGCUUUGCCCAACAUGCAACAUGAUUCUAUCGACGUGAAGGAUCAAUAUAACCCAGAAACAGGCGUUCACUUCACGGGGUGGUUUCCGUGCGAGAUGUGUGAUCGUCUGUUCAGCACCCAGCAAGGUGCUAACCAACACAUGGAUGUUAAGGAACACUGGCGCCAGCACCAAGAUCAGCAACGCAUUCACACACACACUAGCACCAGCAUCGGACCAAACACGAGCAUACGCCCUCACAUGCGCGCAGGCAUCAGACCCCCGAGAUAUGCAAGACCAGUGGCAGCAGUCAUAUCCUUCAAAUGCGAUAGUUGUGAGCGUGUUUUCAACACCGAGGACGGAGUCAUCCAGCACAUGGCUGUCAAGGCUCACUGGCGUAUCUUUGGAUGCGAUCUCUGCUAUCUUGAGUUUCGGACUCGGGGCCAGCUGGAGCGACACAUUGCCACCCAUGACUCUUCGGAGCCGGAAAUAAAGCGUCAACCAGAUGUCCCUUUCGAGAGAGAUAUCCCUUGUGAGAUAUGCCAUCUGGUAUUCCCCACUGCAAGUGAUGCAGAUAAGCACAUGGCCGAGGUGCAUUUUUGCAAGGAGUGCGGUGGGCUGGUCACAGAUACGAACACGCACAUGGAAUGUUCGAUGCUCGCUGGCAGUACGUUGAGUUUGCCGCAUGGAGUGGCGCUCACCCUUAGCUCUUUCAAGCUAAAGAGAGCGCUCGAGUUUCCCAAACAGAUUGAAACUCAAGUUGAACUGGACACAAUGCCGAUUCCUGGUCUGGACUCUCAUUUUAAAUGA